This is a messenger RNA of Lymnaea stagnalis (great pond snail), 15170 nucleotides long. The record is from the annotation of a GenBank genome assembly. NCBI's taxonomy places the organism in Eukaryota, Metazoa, Mollusca, Gastropoda, Lymnaeidae.
UUAAAUUUAAAAAUUAGUAAUCGAAAGGUCGAAUAAUAAUAAGGGUAAACAUAGAACAAGAUUAAUCUGGUUUUGGCCAAAACUUUUGUUUCAAAUAAGUAUAAAACGUGCUGAAGUUUUCACCAGUAGCAAUCUGAGUUUUGAGCCCGAACCAGGUGAGUAGAGCUAGGGUGGGCGAAAGACACGUCUUUUAAUGUCAAGUCCAUAUAAUAUAUGGGCGAGUCUGGCUACAGAUCAUAUGACGGUCAAAUUUUAAAUUCAAAUUUUUCGGACAUAUUUAAAAAUCAUAUUUUUGGACAUAUAUUUUCGGACAUAUUUUUAAGUCAGUUUAGCGCCAGUAGCUCAAGAAAUUCAAUAGCUUCUAAAGAAUAGCGCCAGUAGCUUAAGACAUUCAAUAGCUUCUAAAGAAUAGCCUCGUACAUUCACCAUUAAUGGAAAGAUUUGCGGUGUUAAAUUUUGUUAAAAUUUAUUUUAUUAAGGACAAAAAAAAAAACCCCAAAAAACAUCGGACCAAAAUCUCUCAAAACUACAUCACCAGCUUGUGCUAGAAAUUGUUAUUUGCAAUAUUUAAAACUAUAAAUUUAUCACGGAAUGCGCUAGUAUUAUUACUUUUUAUCCAUUAAAUCAUUGGUUCGAUGAAAAUCUCUCAAUAAAAUAAUAUAUACACCGUCAGCUUUGUGCUUAAAAUUAUUGACAAUAAGUUUUAAAACGAUAAUUUUAUGACAUAAUGCGAUAGCCUUACCACAUUUUAUCCAUUAAAUCAUUAUUUCUCAGCAUUUCAACAAUGUAGACUUUCGUUAGUGUUGUUCUUCUAGGACUUUCAGGUAGCGGUUUUUUUUUCUUCUGUGAAAUUCACUAAGAAGUAUUCUUAAAAGAAUGCAUGUCCAUAACAUUCAAGUACAACAAUUAAACAAUAUAAAAGGAAAGCUUUUAAGAAAACUCGCUGCUAGAACCACUCUGUACACUGUUGCUUUCCGAUGUUUCGUGGGCGCGAUGUUCACAUAGAAACAAGAACUUAUUUGAAAUUUCUAUAUAAAAGUAUUGCAGUUUUUAAAAUAACCUUUUACAUUUUCAAAAAUAUCCAACUUGAAUGAGCGAUUUUUAUUCUUGCGGGUUUCUUAGUAAUGCAGUCUUUGACCCUUUAAGGUAUAUUCAUUUCCUAAUUUAUCAAAUUUCGUGAUUCUACACUACGCAAUAUUUUACCCAAUGUGGUAUCGUCAUAUACAAUAUUUUACCCUAUUUGGUAUCCUUAUGCGCACCAUUUUAACCCAAUUGGUAUCUUUACACACAAUAUUUUACCCUAAAUGGUAUCGUUAUAAACAAUAUUUUACCUUAAUUGGUAUCUUUAUACACAAUAUUUUAAUCUAAUUGGUAUCUUUAACACAAACUAUUUUACAUUAUUUUUAUAUUUUUACUAUGCAAUAAUUUACCCUUUUGGGUAUCUUUACUAUACAAAAAGGAUAACAUGAUAAUUGUUACGCCAUAAAUAUUUCUUCAUAAACCUAAGAAUAAAACAAAUAAUAAUGUAUAUAAGCCGAGGCUUGUCAAAACAUUUCCACAUUCCAAUAUUUUUGUAUCCGUUUUUUUGUUAUUUUUCAGUUCCAGAGCUCCACCAACCGCAGCUGACUUACUUGAACUACGGUACACAGCACAGCGUAACUCAAAGAAUGAAAACCAUCUUUGCGCUUCUCGGAGUUGCCCUUUUGCAUUUCACUCAAUGCCAAGGUCAGUUCGGAUCCUGUUAAGUCAUAAUUUUAAAGAAAUCAUUUUGAAAAAAAAAAGAAAAUAUAUAAAAUAAAUUUCUCAUUUGAUAAGGGUAAAAUAGCAUGUCUUACAAGUAACUCGCCUAACCCCUUUUAAAUCGUUUCCAAAAAUCCAUUCAAGUUUCUGGAAAACAAAGAACUGGAACAGUGACCUCAGCAAAAUAAAACAAAAUUUAAAAAAUUAAACACAGCUAAUUAAAUGUACAGAAUACAUUUAAAAGUAAAUAGAUUUGAGAAUUUAAGUUUGAGCAUGAGUGAAUUUUUACACUGGCCUGUCAGGACAGAUAAACAAUGAAUAGUAUAACAAUGAAUAGUAUAACAAUGAAUAAUAUAACAAUGAAUAGUAUAACAGUGAAUGCUUUAACGAUCGAUAAUAUAUAUAUAUAUAUAUAUAUAUAUAUAUAUAUAUAUAUAUAUAUAUAUAUAUAUAUAUAUAGAAUAAUGGAGUGAUGAACACUGUAACAAUAAAUGACGCCAUGUUCAUAACAACUUCACCAUUGAUAUAAUGUCUUCCCAGCACAAACCCAUGAGUUGGAACUUUACGUUGUGGCGGACAGCGCCCUUGUUUUAAAGUGAGUUAUCCUUUCCUUCUCAAAUUUAUUUCAAUCAUGUUUAGAGGAUAAAUGUAAAGAUGUUUAAAGUCUGGGGGGGGGGGUCGACACCAGAUCCAAGAGUUUGGGCACAGCUCCAGAUGGUUUCAGAACCUGUGGGAUGCCCAGAAGGAAUUGAGUAGGACAAUCCAAAGACAGGGGUGGAAGAAUGAGUGCUGUCAAAGACGGGUGGGGGGAGGGGGGCGGCACUGCGGACUAUUAAAGACUGGGGACUAAAUCACAAUAAUAGAAAAAAAAACAUGGUUUGAACAAUGAACGACAGAUGUAGAAGAACGUAGAUAGAUGUAGAACAAUGAAAGACUGAUGUAGAACAAUGAAAGACGGAUGAAGAACAAUGAAUGGCGGACGUAGAACAAUGAAAGACGGAUGUAGAACAACGGAAGACGGAUGUAUAACAAUGAAAGACGGAUGUAUAACAAUGAAAGACGGACGUAGAACAAUGAAUGGCGGACGUAGAACAAUGAAAGACGGAUGUAUAACAAUGAAAGACGGAUGUAUAACAAUGAAAGACGGAUGUAGAACAAUGAAAGACGGAUGUAUAACAAUGAAAGACGGAUGUAUAACAAUGAAAGACGGAUGUAGAACAAUGAAAGACGGAUGUAUAACAAUGAAAGACGGAUGUAGAACAAUGAAAGACGGAUGUAUAACAAUGAAAGACGGAUGUAUAACAAUGAAAGACGGAGGUAGAACAAUGAAAGACGGACGUAGAACAAUGAAAGACGGACGUAGAACAAUGAAAGACGGAUGUAGAACAAUGAAAGACGGAUGUAUAACAAUGAAAGACGGAUGUAUAACAAUGAAAGACGGAUGUAUAACAAUGAAAGACGGAUGUAUAACAAUGAAAGACGGAUGUAUAACAAUGAAAGACGGAGGUAGAACAAUGAAAGACGGAUGUAUAACAAUGAAAGACGGAUGUAGAACAAUGAAAGACGGACGUAGAACAAUGAAAGACGGAGGUAGAACAAUGAAAGACGGAUGUAUAACAAUGAAAGACGGAUGUAUAACAAUGAAAGACGGAUGUAGAACAAUGAAAGACGGAUGUAUAACAAUGAAAGACGGAGGUAGAACAAUGAAAGACGGAUGUAUAACAAUGAAAGACGGAGGUAGAACAAUGAAAGACGGAUGUAUAACAAUGAAAGACGGAUGUAGAACAAUGAAAGACGGAUGUAUAACAAUGAAAGACGGAGGUAGAACAAUGAAAGACGGAUGUAGCGCAACGAAAGGCAUAUGCAGAGCACAAUAGAAGACACAUGUAAAAAGCACCCUUGCAAAUUCAUGCAGGAAUAAACUUUGGAAAGAACUUAACGUGUUCGUUCUUUUUUCUUUUUUUUUUUAUUAUGUACCUUAAAAAAAAAAAUCUCCUUAAGCGAUACAAUUGUGGCCUGCUUGAUUGACGCAUUGCUUAUGUACUUUUACACGAUCAGCCAAGUGAAACUAGACACCUCCAGUGACACGUACAAUGUGAAGUAUCAGAGGGCGCAACAGAACGUCAGAGCUGACAUCAACUAUGUGUUGAAUCAGGUAUGUGUUGUCUAGUUCGCUCUCUCUCUCUCUCUCUCUCUCUCUCUCUCUCCGGUCUGUCUCUCUAUUUCUUACUCUCUCCCUCUCUUUCACAAUCUUUUUUUUCUUUCUCUCUCUUUCUUAAUCUCUCUCUUUCGUUCUAUUUCUCUCUCAUUUUCUUCUGUCUCUCUAUCUCUAUUACUGUCACGCCCUUUUUUUCUUUUCUCUCUCUCUCUCUCUCUCUCCCUUUCUUCAGUCUCUCUAUUUGUUUUACGUAUCUCCCUCUCUUUCUUUUUUCUCUCUUUCUCCUACCUGUAUCUCUAUUCCCUCUCUCUCUCUCUCUCUCUCGUUCACAAUCUCAUAAUUUUUUUCUCUCGCUUUUUCUAUCUCUCUCACUCCCUCUCUUCCUUUCUUUCUCUCUCUCUCUCUCUCUUUCUUUCUUCGGUCUCUCUGUCUCUAUUAAUUUCUCUCUCUCUAUUUUCUCUCACUCUCUCUCCCCCCUCUCUCUCUCCCUCUCCCUCUCCCUCUCCCUCUCCCUCUCACCCUCUAUCUAUGCAUGUGUUUCACUUUUAAACGACACUAUCUCGUUGUCAUUUAAUCCCAUGUUGUAUCUAUUUCGGCCAAUUUAUGUUUACCCAUAGACUUCUCUGCCAGCCAACGAUAGACUUCUUUGCCAGCCAACCAUACACUGCCAUGCAAACCAUAGACUUCCCUGCUAACCAACCUUAAAUUUCUCUGCCAAUCAACCAUAGACUUCCUUGCCAACCAAUACACAAUGAACGUUAUAUUACCAUAUUUUUGUAGUUAUAUACGAGAUAGAAGACUAACAACUGCCCCGUUCAAAUCACUUGUUCCGAUUGCAACUCCCCUUAAAAAGAUUGACAAAUAAUGUCAGAAAGAAAAAAACCAACUCAUGUGUUUAAUCGCAACUCCCCCCAGGCUGACAGUAUGUUAGCAGGCCUGACCGGCGUCACCGUUGGGAUCAAGCUGAGAAAGUUGGAUAUCCUGGUAAGUAAGGGACACGUUUAGCACGGGCACCACCACCACCACCAAAACUAUAACAGCCGCCCCAUAAGCAACUAGCGACUAGCAACUAGAGAAGAAUGCGCCCAUCAAUAUACAAAGUACAAAAAAAAACAACAAACAAACAAAAAAAACCAGCAAAAAACAAAAACAGUUAUACACGAGCCAAAGUAAAAACAAUCAAAACACACUUCACAAGAUAUAACAAAUGCAACAACGAUCAACGAGCAAACAUCAAGGUGCUAUCGACUCCCUACAUACAACAAUGGAAAAACAAACAAACAGUAUGCACACAAAAAUACAGAGCAGUCAACAUUUGUGCAAUUGACAUACGACAGCUGACUUACAAUAAUCAACGUACAACAGCCUAUGUAAAGCUACCAAAGUACAGCAAACACCAUUCAUCUUCCAACAAUGAACAAGCAACAUCCAACAAUCACGAUACAACUCUAAACAUACAGUAAUCACUCAAGUGCAAUAAACAUUGAAGUCAACAACAUGCGCCAAUCAACAUACAACCCACUAAUUAGCAUACAGCUCACCAUUCAACAUACAACUCACCAAUCAGCAUACAACAACUCACCAAUCAACAUAAAAAUCACCAAUCAACAUAUCACUCAACAAUCAACAUUCAACUCACCAAUCAACGUACAACUCAACAAUCAACGUGCAACUCACCAAUCAACGUACAGCUCACCAAUCAACAUACAACUUACCAAUCAAGAUGUAGAUCACCAAUAAACAUACCACUCACCAAUCAACGUACAACCCACCAAUCAACGUACCACUCACCAAUCAAUAUACCCCUCACCAAUCAAUAUACUACUCACCAAUCAACGUACAACUCACCAAUCAACGUGCAACUCACCCAUCAACGUACGACUCACCAACUAAUCGGCAAUACAAUCGCCUCUGUCCACACCAGACCACAAACGUCAUCACAUUGUUUCUGCCUGGAACAAACUACGUAGUGGACAGCGCGGUGGCCAAGGUCCAAUUUCAGAACUGGUUGAGCCAGCAAAACUCCUACGCCCUUUUGGGUUAUGACUUAGCCAUUCUGUACACUGGGUAAGUCAUUAGUUAGCGUUACACCGGGUAAGUCAUUAGUUAGGGCUACACCGGGUAAGUCAUAUAGUUAGCGUUAUACCGAGUAAGUCAUUAGUUAGCGUUAAGCUGGGUAAGUCAUUAUUUGGGGUUACACUGCAGGGUAAGUCAUCAGUUAGCGUUACACCGGGUAAGUCAUUAGUUAGCGUUACUCUUGGGUAAGUCAUUAUCUAAUGUUAGACACAGUACAUAAGUUGUCAACCAGUUAAGAUGAAAUGCUGACGAUUCCAAUAGACCUGAUCACCUCAAGAGCAGGGGUGGGGGGGGGUGGCGCCAAACUACGGCUCGCGGACCGGAUCCGGCCCGCGACGUUCGUUAAUCAGGCCCGACGUCCGUACUUGAAUUCGCAUGAUAAAAGGCGUGGAAGACGAGACGUUGUGAUGCAAUUUAAACUUUAUGUUUAGAACUAGGUACUUCGGUAAAAAGUAAUGAAAAUUCCAAAGAAAUAAAAUAAAAUAUUGCAGUUAUAUAGAGCAAGUUUCAAAUAAAAAACUAAACCUAAAUUUUUGCUAUAAUAAUUUUUGAGCUAUACAUUUUAAAGUGUGAUUCCGUUUGGUAGUUUUAACUUUGUACUGAUCAUCCACAUUUUGUGACCUAAUUCCGCUGAUCGCGUCAUGCGCAUUAGAUCUUGAUUAAUAUGAUAAUUUUAUAUAACUUGUAUUUCAGGAUUAAAAAUUAAUACUAAGUGUUAAACUUUUUCAUUAUAAAAAUUAAUUUGAACAAUAUUCUGCAAUUAUUAACAAAUUAUGACUUAUCCAGCUAUGUAAUAUGCGUUAUUAACUUAAAUAGAUAUGAAUGUUUUGUUUACCAAGCCUAGCGUCCAUUCAAAUAUAGUAAAUAGUCACAAAAGGAAUUGUAAUCAAGGCGUUCCUUAAAAAUAAUACUGGUUUUUGGGACUACUUAUUUUGAACUUUCAACUUUUGCGCAUUACUAAUUAAUUAAAGCUUUCUAUGGCCAAUGAUUUACGGUUUUUCCACAAAGCACUCUCAUUCUCUUAUGAGUGAAACUUUGAGAAUAUCACAUGCACGUGACUGCGAACGGUUGCCCAUGACAACGUUUUUGCACACGGCACAUUAUGAUCAUUAUAUAUAUAUAUAUAUNAUAUAUAUAUAUAUAUAUAUAUAUAUAUAUAUAUAUAUAUAUAACAUGGACUCUACCGGGUUUUGACCUCUAAAACUAAAAUUAAAAUAUUCUUUUUCAAAUUAGUUCUGGGUUUGUUCUAAAACGCAAGCUAUCAAAUAGUUUGAUGUAAAUAGUUGGUGGUAAUUAAUAAAUAUCUCUUAACUAUCUCGGCAUCGUCUGCCAUUUGGUCGAAACGUACAGAAUGAUUGUCCGGCCCGCUGUGAAAAUGUUUGCGUGACCCCUGCCCUAGAGGUACACACUGAACUUCAAAAAAAAAGUGUUUCCAUCUUCAUGUAUGUCAGUCCUGACGGAAUGAGCACAGCAUUCAUAAAGUACAGAGCCACGACGUAUACAUAUUAUUCAUAUGAUAUGCACAAAAACAUACAAAAGAGCUGUUCAGAUAUUGAAAACGGUCGAUAAUAAAUGGGUGGUUAAAAAAUAAAUAUAUUUGUUUUUAUAAAUCUCUCUAGAUUCGACCUGUAUGGAUCAGGCGGUCUUCUUGAAACAUGUGAGUUAAUGUUUGUGUUGUGCUAUUCAAAAUUGUAAGGCCCGUGGUAGGGGGGGGGGUGAGGGCCCUUUAUGAUACGCACCUCCUCUAGUCUUGUGACUCAGUAUGUGCCUUUGUAUAUGACGUCACAGGAGGUGUCAAGAUAGAAACAUGUAAAUGACACAGUAGUCAAUUCUACGUUUAUUUUAGAGGGUUAUUUCCUCUGCACAAUUUAGUGAAAGUAUCGAGCUAAAAAAAAGUCCUUAAUAGGAAUCGUACUCACUUAGCGUGGAUUGUUGUCUGAUUAUCACUCAUAACUCCACACCAUACAUAAACAAUAAAUAAAUACAACAUAAAUAUAUGUACAUACAUGACUAGUUGGGAAAACAAGGUUGUUAUUUUAAAUACAUUAAACUGUGUUUUAUGAUAUUAUCAGUUUCUACCAUUGUUAGCUGCUCUAGUUCUAAAUCUUACAUUUUCAUUUCGUAAUCUUCAAUUUUCAUCUCUAAAUCUUACAUUUUAAUUUCUAAAUCUUAUAUUUUUUCUUCUAAAUCUUACAUUUUAUUUCUUAUUCUUACAUUUUAAUUUCGAAAUCUUACAUUUUGAUUUCUAAAUCUUGCAUUUUUAUUUCUUAAUCUUUAAUUUCAAUUACUGAAUACUACAUUUUUAUGUCUAAAUAUUACAUGUUUACUUCUAAAUUGUACAUUUUUAUUUCUAAAGCUUAUAUUUUCUUUCAAAAUCUUACAUUUUUAUUUCUUAAUCUUACAUUUUAUUUCUGAAUCUUACAUUUUAAUGUCUAAAUUGUACAUUUUACCCUUAAAUUUAAAAUUUCUCUAUCUUACAUUUCCUCUAGCCAACACAAACUUUGCUUCCGUCUGUGACCGCAUACGUUCCCUUGCCAUCAUUGAGUUCCAGCCCACAUACAGAGACGUUUAUGCGACAGCUCACAGCAUUGGUUUCGUGUAGGUCAUUGAUGAUAUAAGAAAAAAAAAAGAUGAAGGUUUUAACCUUCACAUACUUAUCUCGGUAUAAUUUUUAGCCUAAAGCCAUGUUGCUGUUAUACAAAUUUGAUACAUCUUAAAGUUCUGCCUCCCAUUCAAACACCUACCAUCUGGCCGACACAUACCUACUGUCUCACCGGCAUACAACUAUUGUCUCACCGACACAUACCUACUGUCUCACCGACAUACCUAUGGGCUCACCGACUUACCUACUGUCUCACCGACACAACUACUGUCUAACAGACACACACACCCACCCAUAACUAGAAACUCAAACCGACAGCACCGCACGUACCAACCCUCACUUAUCUUCUCAUCCAACGAACCACACUUACCAAUCCCACACUACCACACUCACCAUUCCCCACUACCACACUCACCUAACCAACUACCACACUUACCAUGCCACACUUACCAUCCCACACUCACACUUACCAUCCCACACUCACACUUACCAUCCCACACUCACACUUACCAUACCACACUCACAAUUACCAUCCCACACUCACACUUACCAUCCCACACUCACACUUACCAUCCCACACUCACACUUACCAUCCCACACUCACACUUACCAUCCCACACUCACACUUACCAUCCCACACUCACACUUACCAUCCCACACUCACACUUACUAUUCCACACUAGCACACUUGCCAUACCACACUACCUUCCCUUAGAUGCAUCCUUUCCCCCCCCCCUUUUUCAACUUUUGUUACAAGCCAGGCAUUUUCUUGACCUGCUCUAAUUUCCCGUAUCCCCAGUUUGGGCGCCAACAAUGAUGGGGCGGCCUCUAGCAACGUGAUGGCUUCCCUCAACACCCCAACAGACAUUAACAGAUGGUCAUACUCCACAUGCUCUGCCACCAGCAUCAAGGAUUACUUGAGACUCCUGCCGUGAGUAAUUGAAACUGAAUUAAAUGUAAAAAAAAAAAAAUUUUCAACACUUGGCAUUCAACGAAAAGGUAUUUUAAAAAAUAAAUAUAUAUUUUUGUUAUGUGGUGGUUGCAGAAACGUAUGUUAUUUUUUUAAGGCUUCAGAAGGCACAACAAUUCUUGAAGACACCUUGUUAUGGAGGAAUGCCUUUCGUCAGCUAACCACUGAUGAGUUAUUGACCGCGUAAAAAUUUGUUCCAGUUCCUAAUAACCCAUUAUAUUUCAUUAGUUUCUUGUUGUCCCUUGUCUCUCCAGCGUCAACUGCCUGCUGUCCUCAAGCUCGCAGUCCACCAAGCCCUCCUUUUCGGUGACCAGCUACACCGGCAACAUUCUGAAACCCGACGUCAUCUGCCAGCGCGCCCUCAAUGACACCAGGACUUACAUGUGCAAGGUAUUUUUCAAACAAAUGAGUCCACCCUGUUGAAAUGAGUAUUCCAAAGGAAUCCGUUUCGUCCCCGCCACUACCGCAUUACAUUAGUGAUGGAGGCAACUUGAAAAAAAAAAUUCUUAAAGGGCAAGGGUUUUUACGGGGCUGGUCAUAAAUAACCAAGCAGCUCAUGUAGCAAAGUGCUGAAGGCCAUUGUAUGAUCUGUAGUUUAAUCAAGAAAAUCUCCUACCUGACCCCUUUUUUUUCCUCCCACCCAAGGGAAUAUGUUAGUCUCCCCAUCGCAAGUAAACGCAUUUAUGAAAUAUAUUAACGUAAUCUUACAAAAACAAACAAACAAACAAACAAACAAACAAACAACCUCCCUAGCUUGAAUAAAGUAGAUUCAUGGAUUUGAAUCUUUCCUUCGCUUGAGUCAAAUCAAUGACUUUAUUGAGCGUUUUCUUCGUUUGCUCAGAGCCUCCCCGCCACCUACAACAACCUGCCCCCACGUGGCAACGCCGUCUGCUCGCAGAUCUACUGCAGGGUCCCCAACACCAUGACGUGCACCUCUGUCUUUACCUCUGAUGGAAUGGUCUGUGACAGAAGCAAGGUGAGUUGAACUUUGUCUUAACAAGCUGUUUUAGAAAUGCGAGUGUAAGAUGUGUUUAGAUAGCGAUAGAAUAAGUAUCUCACCAAUGAAUGGCAUUAGAAUGUGUAUCUCACCAAUGCAUGACAUUAGAAUGCAUAUCUCACCAAUGUAUGACAUUAGAAUGCAUUUCUCACCAAUGUAUGACGUUAGAAUGCAUGUCUCACCAAUGUAUGACGUUAGAAUGUGUAACACAACAAUGACUAUAACGCAGUCUUGACUCACCAAUUAAUAACAUUAAGUCCCACAAACAGUUGUCUCUGUCUAAUUUUAAUGUUGUUGUUUUUUUCCCUCCAGAGAUGCAGCAAGGGGCAGUGUGUUGUAGACCGCACCACCGAGACUCAGAAUGUGAACCGUAAGUCUGACAUAACAUAGUAACCAGCUAGUGAGCAAAGCACAUCAGUAUAUAUUUAGACCUGGUGAUUACAAAAUCAUUGCCGUGGUUUUAAUGCAGUGCACACUGGUGGAACGUUCAUUUGUUUUCAUUUUAUAUCGUCUGUAUGAAAAAAAAAUCAGUUUAAAAAAAGAACAGGUCAUUCGUUGGCAUAAAAUGAAACCUAGUUACCUUUUCUUGUUUAAAAAAAAUAAAAUAAAUAAAUAUGUUUGACCCCAGCCCCCGCCACCCGGUCCCAUAUAUCGUUCAGGUGUUUUGAUUUCACCAUCCAGAAAACCGUUUCCUUCACGUGCAAGCCAGCAAGCAGCUGUACUACUUCACUAAUUCAAGCUAGAUGUUCAUUCACUGUUGUAGCUAUCCACUUCACUUUUCAGCUAACUGUGUCUGGGGUGACCAGAAGACGCUCGAGUUCCCGACCUUGAACUUUUACGGCACGUGUCCGACCUUUAUCUCCGCCUACAAGGCCUUCAACUGCUACUCGUCACCCAUCAACGAAUCCUGCUGUGCCACGUGCAAGUCAUACAAUACCGGAAGAGUCGGUGAGUUAAAAAACAAACAAACAAAAAAAAACAGAAAUUUUCUCGUCAGAAAAUUGAUAUAAAGGUCAGUUAUUGAUGAUGUACGGGUCAAACAAUGAUUAAAUAGUACAACAUUAAUUUACUAGUCCAUGAUAAUCAUGGAACUCAUAGCGAUUUAGGAAGUCCAGAAGUAAAAAGAAGAAGUAGUUGAACAAGGUAUGUUUAAGCUUUGAAAAAAGACAGGUCAACUUUGUUAAAAGCUUAACACAUCUCGUUCCAAUAUUGAUUUACUUAACGGCUUGAACGCUUCCCCAAUAUAUAUAUUAUAUGUAUAUAUAUAUAUAUAUAUAUAUAUAUAUAUAUAUAUAUAUAAUAUACAUAUAUAUUCCCUAUAUUAAGCUACAAAGUGUGUGACCUCUGACUUGAUAUUUCUUCACCAGGUUGUGAAUACGGUGACAAGUCCGUGGAUUGUGUCAAAUACACCAAGGCCUCGGUCUGUCCUACUUAUGGGAGCAACCUGUGCUGCGGCUACUGCGCGUGAGUUGAUAUAUUCCUUACUGACCCUUGGGAAACAUUCUUCAACGAUAAUUUCUAACCACGAUACUAUAGUUCUAAUCUUUGAAAAUAUGCGUCUUCGAGCACUAAACUCUAAUAAUAAUUAAAAAAAACAGGACUUUAUUUUGUAACAUUGGCAAUUUUUAACACGUAGGGAAGGUGUUAGCGUAGAUAAGCAGUAAGUGUUCACGUGGCGGCUGACCCAUGACCUUUCUCUUCCAUCAGCGGCUACGUGGGCAAACGGUCAACCAAUGAAGGCAGCUUCCCCGUCCCGGCGCUGAAUGCCACUCAGCCGGACAAGAACGUGGCGGAAAUCACGGAGACCAUCCCCUACGCCGAUGGGCACCACAUUCCGCAACGUCGCUAAGUUAGGGCCCAGUGAUGCAUGACCAGGGUCCAGUGAUGCAUGACCAGGGCCCAGUGAUGCAUGACCAGAGCCAUAUGUUUUCAUAAAUUGCUUUGCUUAUUUGAUUUUUUAAAAUCAAAUGUAGUCUAUCUGACGUAGCUCGAAUAAUUUUGAAUCGCUUUUAAGAGAUUACAUGAUGGCUUUCUGAUAAGUUUUUGAAGACUUUCUGAUACAUUUAAAAGAGUUUUAACACUGAAUUAUGAUUAUUAAUUUACUAACAUCUUUAAUUUUUCGAAAUACACUGUUAUUUUUUUUUAUUUAUUUUUUUUUUAGGGGGGGGGGUGGGGGGACACUUGGGGGAUAUUGAUACUUUAUUCCACCAAGGUUUUUUAAAAUUUCAUUUUCGAGAACCAUUUUCAUUAUUUUAUUGCGAGUUUAUUGCAAGUGCUGAACAAAUUAAAAAGUUGGGGUUGGGUAUAUAUUGAAAUAAUAUGACUGCUUAUUACCUUUGCAUUGCGCGGGAUAGUUCUAUCAUGUAGGUAAUUGAAAAUUGUCUGAAUAAUAGAUAUAAAGUAUUUUUUAGGCACUAUUAAGUUUGACAAUCAACAAUAUUACCAUGAUGAUUGUACAAUGAUUCAUAAACAACUCAUCGGCUUGAUUUAAAAAAAUAAAAUUACUUUAAAUUGUUUGUUUCGUCAGUUAAAAGACUGUGUGUAAUAAUUAAGUGUAGGAUAUGACAAUGUAGAAAGUAAUCUUGUAUCCAUGCUUUUAUUUCAACGCUGGAAUAUUCACUCGAAAAAAAAUAAAAAAUUAUGUGUUUCGAGUGGAAUAUUUUAUACUUAAUUUUAUCAAUGCUUUGAUUUAGGCUUCCAAGUUGUUUUAAACAUACCUGGAUGUUAAAUAAAUUAAGAUCCAUUGUUUGUAAUCUAUGAAUUAAGUUUUAUUUUGUUUCUGUCGGCCUGCUUCUUUUUUUUAAAUGUUUUAUUCUCAAAAUUAACACUCGCUUCCGUAGUUAGUAUUGAUUUCCUGCUUAGUAAUUGGGGGUCCAUGCAAAUAACUGAUUUUGUUUAUAGCCGGGAUGCGUUUAAACUGUGUUUUACAAUAUUCUGGGCGUAAGAGUUGUAAUUUUUUUAAACAGAAGGAAUAUUUACGGUUACUUUAAUUAAAUAACAUAUUUUUUUUUGGGGGGGGGGGCUCGUCCCUAGUAUUGAGGAAGUACUUGAUUUUUUUAACAUUGACCAAUAUUAAUGAAAUUAUGUUUGUGUCGUCCGUGAAAAUAUAGUUUUAGACUCCUUAAAAAANUUUAUAGUCGGGAUGCGUUUAAACUGUUUUUUAAAAUAUUCUUGGCGUAAGAGUUGUAAUUUUUUUAAACAGAAGGAAUAUUUACGGUUACUUUAAUUAAAUAACAUAUUUUUUUUUGGGGGGGGGGGCUCGUCCCUAGUAUUGAGGAAGUACUUGAUUUUUUUAACAUUGACCAAUAUUAAUGAAAUUAUGUUUGUGUCGUCCGUGAAAAUAUAGUUUUAGACUCCUUAAAAAAAAUGGGAAUUAAAAUUACGUAGUUUUGGGAGCCAUGCCACGAGUCCGAAUAUAAGCGUGAUUCACUGGAUUUAAAUUAUGUUUUUUUUUUUUUCAAAGUACAGUUGUUAUUGUCGGGAAAAGUUGCUAGGUUUAGAUUUAGCUAUAAAUCAAUAAUGAUAUCCUAAAAAAACUAAAAAUUCAAUUUACUAGUUGCACAUCCGAAUCAAUACAUUCAAUCUAUGUAAGAUCUCCACCUUUUUUUGUACUCCAAAUCAUCCUCAUUAAAAAAAAAAAAAAAGUCUGGAAUCGCUCAUCUAGCUGUCUUCUCUUACAGUGCAUUCUUAAUGCAUGAGUACAUAGGGCAGUUGGCAAAGGCCUCACGUUUUCAGGGAUCCUGAUGCGUCCUAGGGCAUCAAGUUGCUCGAGUUGUUAAUGAAUAUUACAUUUAUUUAGGAGGAAAUUUUUGUUGCUUUUAAAAGGCACUGGGAAGUUUUCCCAAGUAAGAUGAGAUACUUUAAUGUUGGUAGUGAGAUGGGAUAUUUUAGUAUUGGUUGUGAGAUGGGAUACUUUAGUCUUGGUAGUGAGAUGGGAUACUUUAGUCUUGGCAGUGAGAUGGGAUAAUUUAGUCUUGGUAGUGAGAUGGGAUACUUUAGUCUUGGUAGUGAGAUGGGAUACUUUAGUCUUGGCAGUGAGAUGGGAUACUUUAGUCUUGGUAGUGAGAUGAACACAAUUGGACAAAACGUGCAAAACGUUGAAUGUCUUUACUUUUAUAUACAUUUAUCAUUUUGGGUACAUUUACUAUGCAAUAAUUUACCCUAUUUAGUAUCUUUACUAUCUUGUAUUUAAAUUUUGGAUAUCUUUAAUUCGCAACAUUUUACCAUCUUUGGUAUCUUUAAACCUUAUAUUUAAAUUUGGAAUAUUUUCCCCACGUUCUCCAAUACUUUUUUUCGCGCCCCCCUCCCCCCCCCCUGUGCUCGAUGUAAAUGUGCUACACGUUGAGUGGAUUACUUUUUUUAAAAAAAAUGCUCUUUUACCCAACAGUCAAAUGCCGUGACUUUCAGGUCUUGCUUAUUUCCAGCUGCACCCCCCAUUCUCUUUUCAUGUCACAAUCUCCCAAGGUAUUCAGAGGAGACAUGGCGUCCAAGGCAUUAAUUAAAAUAUGUGCCGCUAUCAUGCUUCAGAAAAUAUCUUUUAUGAGGGUAAGACUUACCAUAAAGUGCUCAAAGCAAGACGAAGCGUAAGCAGAUUAGCGUGUAGCAAUUAAACUCAUUCGAUUCAAGU